AUGCCGGGGGAGGCGGUCACGCUGCAGCUCGGGCACUACUCGGGCUGUGUGGGCGCGCACUGGUGGGGGCUGCAGGCCGCCUCGCUGCGCGACCCCGCCGAGCCCGCCGAGCUCUGCUCGGCCGCGCUGCUCCGGCCCGGGCGGGGGCCCGGCGGCACCGAGACCCCCUCGCCGAGGCUGGUGGCGCUGGAGCUGAAAGGCGGCGUGGGCGCUCUGAGACCCGGCGGGGCGAGCGAGGAGGCUCCGGUGCCCUGGGACGGGGCCGUGGCCGAUUACCGGGACGCGCCGCGGGACAGCGGGAACCGCACGGGAGACGCCUCCUGUGACGGGAAGGGGGGUCCCGGCGCUGCCGUGCCAGGAGCAGCUCCCUCAGGGUCGCAGGACCCCCCCUCGGUGAGGCUCUGGUCCGAUUACCUCAGCGUGCCCCUGCACCCCCGGAGCCUCCACGUGAUCCGGCAGUACCUGCACGAUGGGGACUGUGGGUGUCUGGAAGCCUUUGCACAAGGGGAAAGCCUCCUGCAGGAUCCCACCUGCCUCGAGGAGCUGGAGGAUCGGCUGCACUUCUUCGUGGAGGAGUGUGAUUACCUGCAGGGGUUCCAGGUGCUCUGCGACCUCCACAGCGGCUUCUCCGGGGUGGGGGCCAAGGUGACAGAGCUGCUGCACGACGAGUACUCGGGGAAGGGGAUCCUGUCCUGGGGCCUCACUCCGGCCACCAGUGACCUGGCGGAUCCUCAGAGCGGUUUCUACAGGCUGCUGAACACGGCCCUUGGCAUCGUCCACCUCUCCCAGCACAGCUCUCUCUUCUGCCCUCUGUCCCUCAGCGGGAGUUUGGGGAUCAGGCCACAGCCUCCUGUUACAUUUCCAUACAUAAAAUAUGACGCAUCCCUGAACUACCACAGCAGCGCAAUUUUGGCAGCAGCCCUCGACACCCUCACGGCUCCCUACCGGCUCUGGUCCUCCCAGGGCUCCAUGGUGCACUUUGCUGACUCCCUCACCUUCUCUGGGAGGAAGGUGGUGGCUGCGUGGGCGUCUCUCCCCUUCCCCGCCUCUCCCGGCUCCUCGCUCCCAGAUAUCCUGAGUGCCCACCG
This is a messenger RNA of Empidonax traillii (willow flycatcher), 1088 nucleotides long. It is a transcript of the gene MSTO1, whose product is annotated as misato mitochondrial distribution and morphology regulator 1. Gene Ontology annotation, biological process: mitochondrion distribution. Gene Ontology annotation, cellular component: cytoplasm. The record is from RefSeq and is a predicted model, not a curated record. The annotation marks the transcript as partial. The transcript is spliced from 11 exons. Lineage: Eukaryota; Metazoa; Chordata; Aves; Passeriformes; Tyrannidae.